Messenger RNA from Anopheles funestus (African malaria mosquito), 905 nucleotides. RefSeq names its product ADP-ribosylation factor-like protein 3. Lineage: Eukaryota; Metazoa; Arthropoda; Insecta; Diptera; Culicidae. Gene Ontology annotation, cellular component: microtubule cytoskeleton; cytoplasm. Gene Ontology annotation, molecular function: GTP binding; GTPase activity. Gene Ontology annotation, biological process: cilium assembly. The record is from RefSeq and is a predicted model, not a curated record. The coding region runs from base 114 to 905 and encodes 263 amino acids. The transcript is spliced from 3 exons.
UGCGUUGUGUUGUUGCUGUUCUGCUGUUCGUUCCGUGUGCUGCUGUUAUCAGCACUCAAAUUUUUGAAAAACUUCACCUUUCUUAUCGAUACGUAGAUACUGUAUAACUUUCAAUGGGUCUUCUAUCUCUUUUGCGGAAGUUACGAUCUGCACCGGAAAAGGAGCUUCGCAUUCUGUUGCUCGGUUUGGACAAUGCUGGGAAAACGACGCUACUAAAACAGCUCGCCUCGGAGGAAGUAACACAGGUGACUCCUACUGCAGGAUUCAACAUCAAAUCCGUUGUGUCCGAGGGAUUCAAGCUAAAUGUCUGGGAUAUUGGCGGACAGAGCAAGAUACGGCCAUAUUGGAAGAAUUAUUUUGAAAACACGGACGUGCUGAUAUAUGUUAUCGAUUCGAGUGACAAAAAAAGGCUGGAAGAAACUGGCGAUGAGCUUACCGAAUUGCUGUUGGAUGAUAAGUUAAAGUCCGUCCCCUUGCUGGUGUUUGCUAAUAAACAGGACGUGGUUGGUGCCCUGAAGGCUUCCGAGAUUGCAGAAUGUUUAAAGCUGGUUAAGCUUAUGGACCGUACGUGGCAAAUACAAGGAUGCUCGGCACUGCAAGGAACAGGAGUGAAGAUGGCGGUACAUGAUGCCAAACGUAAUCGCUUCUUCGGUUCCGAAGCAACUAGUAACGAAGCAAAAAAACUGCUUUCACAAACACCAACCCUGCGUCACAAACACGGAAAUGCACCAGUCUGCACGGCACAUGGCUGCCCCAUCCACCGGUACAACAUUAGCAAGCUCGACCACUAUGGCUGCAAGACUAGCUACUUUCUUCCUAGGAACUAUAGCCCACGGAACUGUAGCCAAACUGUUCGAUGCAAAAAGGCCACUACAAUCCUGCGUUCAGAGCUCGUACAACAGUAA